This is a messenger RNA of Alosa sapidissima (American shad), 1081 nucleotides long. It is a transcript of the gene timm17a, whose product is annotated as translocase of inner mitochondrial membrane 17 homolog A (yeast). The transcript is spliced from 6 exons. The coding region runs from base 87 to 587 and encodes 166 amino acids. The record is from RefSeq and is a predicted model, not a curated record. NCBI's taxonomy places the organism in Eukaryota, Metazoa, Chordata, Actinopteri, Clupeiformes, Clupeidae. Gene Ontology annotation, cellular component: mitochondrial inner membrane; TIM23 mitochondrial import inner membrane translocase complex. Gene Ontology annotation, molecular function: transmembrane protein transporter activity. Gene Ontology annotation, biological process: protein import into mitochondrial matrix.
AAUUCCGCCAUAUUGAUCACGUGGUUGUGUGAUAUCACGUGACAUGUGCAAGUUUAUGACGUCAAUCGGAACACGGUAAGAACAAAAUGGAGGAGUACGCAAGGGAGCCGUGUCCCUGGAGGAUUGUGGACGACUGUGGUGGUGCUUUCACCAUGGGGGCGAUCGGAGGAGGGAUCUUCCAGGCCGUGAAGGGCUUUCGAAAUUCACCUUCUGGCAUGAGCCACAGGCUUAGAGGUAGCGUGACGGCCAUCAAGACCAGAGCUCCUCAGCUGGGAGGGAGCUUCGCUGUGUGGGGCGGCCUCUUCUCCAUGAUCGACUGCGGCCUCGUCCAGGUGAGAGGCAAAGAAGACCCCUGGAACUCCAUCACCAGUGGAGCCAUGACCGGCGCCAUCCUCGCUGCUAGGAAUGGCCCUGUUGCCAUGGUAGGCUCGGCUGCCAUGGGCGGCAUCCUCCUGGCGUUGAUCGAGGGAGCGGGCAUCCUGCUCACCCGGUUCGCCUCCUCACAGUUCCCCACAGGUCCCCAGUUUGCGGAGGAGCCAGCGCCCAUGCCAGCGCCAUCCUUCGGAGACUACAGACAGUACCAGUGAGCCCCCUCAACCCCUGGGGCUUUUUUUUUAUACCAUGAACUCGAGACUGGGACGCCCUCACCUCACCAACCCAACCCAACCCAACCGUGGGAAGUCCUCAAACGCUACCAUAAAAUCAUGGGAUUGUGACCAGAGAGAAAAACACACACACACACACACACACACACACACACACAUAUAUAGACACUUUUUACUUUAUACUUUAAGCUACCCACAGAUCGCCUUUUUUGCUCCUCGGCCUUGUGUUUUGCUCGGUAGUUCAUCCCCCUAUCAGCUGAAUGUCCUUCCUCUGGACCAAGGAGUUGCCUUCAGCCUGAGUCUCUGCAAGUGUGUUCGGUGUGUGUGUGUGUUCCCAGAUGUCUACGCUUGACACACACACACACACACACCCCGGCUGGCUGAAGCAGGCAGCGACUCCGCCGUGCUGCGGUGGUCAUGUUGUGUUCACUCGUAAUGUUUUGUGUUCUGUACAUAAAGGCUGUCUGCAUGCGUGA